UGAAAAAUUAGUCCCUAUUUUGUGUUAAUAUUUUGAACCAGUGACUAUGCUAAUGAGUUGCAUGUUGAACCUCUACAAGUAGACUAAAAUGUAUAGUAAUUUGCGUAAAGAUUCAGUUGCUAGCACUGGGUCUUAUUUGCCAGCGCCUGCUACUCACAGAGGCUGUAUGUCUGCAGCAAUGAAAAGGUACCGAUAUCUCCGUCGAUUUUUCAAAUUCAGUCAAAUGGAUUUUGAAUUUGCAUUCUGGCAAAUGACAUAUUUGUUCUCAGCACCUCAAAAAGUGUAUAGAAAUUUUCAUUAUCGCAAAGAAACGAAGUCUCAGUUUGCAAGAGAUGACCCCGCAUUUUUGGUUCUGUUAAGUCUUUGGUUAUUUGUGUCCUCAUUAGGUUUCACACUUAUUCUGAGUCUAAACUUUUGGGAAUUUUUGAAAUUUUUUUUGUACUUAGUGUUUGUUGACUGUAUAUUUUUUGGAUUUUGUAUUGCAUCAUUAUUCUGGUUCAUCACUAAUAAGUACCUCAUAAAACCAUCUCAUAAAGGUCAAGAUGUUGAGUGGGGUUACGCAUUUGAUGUUCAUUUGAAUGCCUUCUUUCCCUCAUUUGCAAUAUCACAUGUUAUUCAACUAUUUUUCUAUAAUGCCCUGAUAAGUCAUGAUUGGUUUCUAGCUCGGUUGUUCGGCAAUCUCUUGUGGUGCGUGGCAUUCACUUACUAUGUGUACAUAACAUUUUUAGGUUAUAGCUGUUUACCAAUCUUACAAAAAACUCAAGUAUUACUUUCACCUCUCAUUUUACUUGGGCUUAUGUUAAUUGUUUCAAUUGCAGCAGGCUGGAACUGGAGUAGUUCCGUCAUGGAUUUUUACCACUAUCGAGUUCUUUAACACGCUCUCUUUAAACCUGUUUUCCUGGAUUAUUUACUUCCACAUCAAAACUUACUGGGGAUUUCAAAACAUCACUUUGUUCAGAUGCCAGUGAGCAGAGCUGUAAGACUGUUAUAGAUGGCUUAGCAAUGUCUCAUCUCACUCACAGCACCAUUACUGUAGAGGGAGUACCUGCUCUGUAUCACUCAAGAUUGUUCGAACGAGCUAAAAGCAUAGUUUUUCUCUAGGCUGUAUUCUCUAAAUAUUUUCCCUUGAUGAUAACUGUAGUAAAAGGCACCAGUAACCUCUUUGGCCGUGAAGAUGUAUGAUAUUUUAUGUACAAUUUUUUACGCAUGAAGAAAUAUCUGUUCAAUGAUUCGUAUCAAUGCACUUUUUCUCCAAGAAUUUGAGUAUCAAUUACAUUAUUGGAUCUAGUUUUGUAGUGAUGAAUGAGAAAGGGCAUGAAGCACCUCUCAGAUCAGAGACAAAGAUGUUUAUUUUAUGUCAUAGCUACUGGUGCUUGUCUGGGGCACACUUUGGGUCUAAUUGACCUCCAAAUGGGCUCCAAAGUCUCCAAUGGGGAGCAUGUAUUUGCUAUGAGUUUUUUCCCUUAGUAAUGAGAAUUUUCAGGGUAUCCAGUGACCUGAAAAACCAGGAAAUGUCAGGGAAUUUUUUUCGUGUCAGGGAAAUCAGAGAAAACGUCAGGGAAUCCGCAAAAAUUCGGCAUGUCAGGGAAUUUUAUUUUGCAAGCUAUUUUCGUGUCAGAGAAACCUCAGAGAAAUCGAAAAACACGAAUUUUUCAGAGAACGUUUUGCAAAUUUUACUCUCUCGGAGAUUUCUACCAGAAUUUCUGCUAAUGUCUUUUAAGUCUUAAAAAUCAAGCAAAAAUAUCUCGCAUAUGUUUAGGCACUGUACAUUUAGCUGUAUUUAUUACAUUUUAUUCUUACACAACAUGAAAAAAUUCUUACUUACAUGUAAUCACUUCAAACAAGUUGAAAAAUUAGGAAUAUUUUUCCUUUUUGUCAGGGAAUUAUUUUUUCUGUCAGUUAGGAAAUUUUAAAGUUUCCCCGGGUUUUUUAUCGUUUUUGUCAGAAAGGUCGGGGAAAUGUCAGGGAUUUUUUUUUUUAAAAAUUGCUAGACACCUUGAUUUUUGUUUCACAAAAACAAGCAUCAAUGGCUAUGAUGUGAUGCCAAUACCUGAACCUCUCAUUUUGUAGUGUCUAUUAGUUUUUAUUUCAAGUUUUCUUGCAGCAAUCUUACAUUUUCUUUCAAUUAAUAAUCUGUAAAACAGAGAUUUCUUGUGCUAGAAAUUGAGGGGAUUGAUUUAUGUGCAAUCAUUUUACAUUCUGGCAAGCAGAUUACUUUGACAGAUAAAUGCCAAACGAAGUCAGGAACCCGAAUACCGCAGAGAAACAAUAUGAUUUUGAAUAGUGCAAACCAGAUUACUCUGAAUGCAACCCGAGAAAUAGAAGGCCUAGUAUAAAUGAGCCAACGAUAGCGUAUGGAGCAUAAGGCAUUCUACCAAAGUAGCACAAUGUCAUAGAAUAGUAGAGUUUAACACAGUCCCUGCUGGCCACAAUUUUGUCGCUUCUUGCGUUAUAUAAUGCAAUUGAACCUUACUGAAUUUAAUGUAAUAGAAUUAAAUAACUUUUAACUUAAUAUCUGAAAUCAGUGUAUAUAGUUUUGAUUACUUACCUCAUCUAGUCCAUGAUGUAGAAUUGAUUUUUGGUUCAUUUUGGUUAGGGUCUCUGUCCUUGUUCUCCAAGUGUCACUCUGAUGAAGUGGAUACAAGCGAUACUAAAAUAUUUGAAGGAAUUUGCCCCCCCCCUUUUUUUUAAAAUGAAUAUUGUUGUUGGUCCUUGUUUUCAGCUCUCCUCAAGCCAUUUUUUCAAGAAGUAGAAUGAAAAGUCCUUUUUACAAAAAAAUCUGUUAAAUCAAAUGGUUGAUUAAAUUUUUACUCUAAUUCUGGCUGCAAUUUCUCCCUUUGACAACUUUUUCUCAGUUUUUUUCUGUAACAAGAAAAGCUGAUUUAUUUAGUAAUUCAAUAUCCUAGAAAAUUUUGUUUGUAGAGCCAAUGAUUGGCUUAAGUCAUCAGAUCAGCUUAUCAUAAGUCAUUAGAUUUGUGGUGUUUAAAGAUAAUAAAUUUAGCAGGGUAGGUGAGGCAAAGGUCUGCACCCCUUACUUUUGUUGAAAAAGAGUUUUGUCUGCUAUAAUGAGAACGCACAACUUCAUAAAUGGCAGAAAUUUAAGGAAUAACAGGCGGCAAAAUUUUAUAUUUCUAGAUCAGAAGGCCGCUUCUUAGAAGAAAAUAGAUGUCUCUAAAAAGAUGUCUUUCAUAGCCAAAUAUGCUCCGCUAAAAAUAACAUUCUUCUAACCAUCGAUAAAGUUAAUGAAUGGGUUAUUUAUUCUGCUGUUUUUUUAAUGCCAUCAUUGUUCAUAAAAUAUCAAAAGAUUAUUUUUGUACCAUUGGAGGAAAACUGAUGUCAUAAAUAAUUUUUGAGCUUACCAAAAAAUGCCUGUAUAUUAGUGAAGAAUACUCCAGUAAAAAACUAUGCCUAGGGUUUUAGAGAUUAAGCUCUACUGUCAAUAGUCUAAAGUUGUGAGCAAUGGAGUCCUUUGGUGUCUCUCAAUUUCUUUCCUUCUUGUAAGUCAAACUUAAAGUAAUCAGUAUGUACCUUUUAAGCCAUUAAAAUGGUUAAUUUAUUUCUACAAAAAAAUUUCCUCUAAUUUUGAGCUCCCUGUGUAUGUUUUUAUGUAUAUAUAAAUAUAUAUUUAUUUUUUUUUUCCUAAGCUUUUUGUAAAUAUGAAACAGCUUGGUCUUGACGUAGCUGUUAUUAAUUUGUUAUUGAAAAAAUGAUUUGAAAUAUAAAAUUACAAAUUUA
Bemisia tabaci is the source of this 3735-nucleotide messenger RNA. RefSeq names its product Unc50 RNA binding protein (gene Unc50). Lineage: Eukaryota; Metazoa; Arthropoda; Insecta; Hemiptera; Aleyrodidae. The record is from RefSeq and is a predicted model, not a curated record. Gene Ontology annotation, cellular component: Golgi membrane.